Amyelois transitella is the source of this 2146-nucleotide messenger RNA. RefSeq names its product RAC serine/threonine-protein kinase (gene Akt). NCBI's taxonomy places the organism in Eukaryota, Metazoa, Arthropoda, Insecta, Lepidoptera, Pyralidae. Gene Ontology annotation, biological process: protein phosphorylation. The record is from RefSeq and is a predicted model, not a curated record. The coding region runs from base 270 to 1754 and encodes 494 amino acids. The transcript has 6 exons. Gene Ontology annotation, molecular function: ATP binding; protein serine/threonine kinase activity.
CAAUUUGAUAUACUAAAACCGCGAGGCUACGUCGGGUGGUAGAUACUUACGUCGCUUGUGUCUGCAAAUUGUGUAUUUCAGAGAAUUAAACUUUCGGAAUAUAGCAUCAAGCAUAGUGUUCAACCGGGAAAAUGAUUGCCCUUACUGCAGUCAAUGUGACCGAACUUAUAUAAGUGAAACGCGUUUUGUGACAAACAAGCCAAAACGUGGUGUCUGGCCCGCGGUAGGAGUCGUUUGUUAUCAAACAGCGAGACCGCGAGGCGAGGGUGAUGGCGGAGGCGGCGCCCCUGGAUCGCCCCAUCGUGAAGGAGGGCUGGUUGCACAAGCGAGGCGAACACAUUCGCAACUGGCGGCCUCGUUACUUCAUCCUGUUCGACAAUGGCGACCUGGUGGGCUACAAGACAAAGCCGGAGCGCAGCAACUACCGCGACCCCCUGAACAAGUUCACGGUGCGCGACUGCCAGAUUAUGUCCGUGGACAAACCCCGCCCGUUCACAUUCACCAUCCGCGGCCUGCAGUGGACUUCCGUCAUUGAGCGCAUCUUCUCAGUUGACACUGAGAAGGAGCGGGAGGAGUGGAUGGCGGCGAUCCGGUUCGUGUCGACGCAGCUGGGCGCGGGCAGCGCGGGCGGCGUGCUGGCGCUCGCGCACGACCACGACGACUCCGACAUCGCGCAGCUCGGCACCAGCUUCAAGGAUCCCAGGAGAAUUACGCUGGAGAAAUUCGAGUUCCUGAAGGUGCUGGGCAAGGGCACGUUCGGCAAGGUGGUGCUGUCGCGCGAGAAGGGCACGGGCAAGCUGUACGCCAUGAAGAUCCUCAAGAAGCACCUCAUCAUCCAGAAGGACGAGGUGGCGCACACCGUCACCGAGAACCUCGUGCUCAAGAAGACCAAGCAUCCCUUCCUCACGGCGCUGCGCUACUCGUUCCAGACGGCGGACCGCAUCUUCUUCGUGAUGGAGUACGCCAACGGCGGAGAGCUGUUCUUCCACCUGUCGCGCGAGCGCAGCUUCAGCGAGGAGCGCACGCGCUUCUACGGCGCCGAGAUCGUCUCCGCGCUGGGCUACCUCCACUCGGAGGGCAUCAUCUACCGGGAUCUGAAGCUGGAGAAUCUGCUGCUAGACAAGGAUGGACACAUUAAGAUCGCAGACUUCGGGCUCUGUAAGGUGAACAUCACGUACGGGCGCACCACGAAGACGUUCUGCGGCACGCCCGAGUACCUGGCGCCCGAGGUGCUGGAGGACACGGACUACGGGCCGGCCGUGGACUGGUGGGGCACGGGCGUGGUGCUGUACGAGAUGGCGUGCGGCCGCCUGCCCUUCUACAACCGCGACCACGACGUGCUGUUCACGCUCAUCCUGUCGGAGGAGGUGCGCUUCCCGCGCUCCAUCUCGGCCGCGUGCCGCUCGCUGCUGGCCGGGCUGCUCACCAAGCCGCCGGCCGCGCGCCUGGGCGGCGGGCCCGGCGACGCGGACGAGAUCAUGCGCCACGCCUUCUUCGCCGCCGUGGACUGGGCCGACCUCGUGGCCAAGAAGAUCCCGCCGCCCUUCAAGCCGCAGGUGGACUCGGACACGGACACGCGCUACUUCGACUCCGAGUUCACGGGCGAGUCGGUGGAGCUCACGCCGCCCGAGAACGAGCUCGGCCUCAUCCGCGAGGAGACCUUCGCGCAGUUCUCCUACCAGGACAUCUGCUCGUCCGCGCAGUCGGCGCUCUCGCACCUGUCGCAGCACUCGGCGCUGGACAGGCGCCACUAGCGCCACUAGCGCCACUAGCGCCGCCCGCGACACUAGCGCCGCCCGCGACACUAGCGCCGCCAGCGCGACACGCGCCCGCUGCUAGCUGCUAGUGGGAGCUACACGCUGAUGGAAGCCACGCUCUUGUGCAACAUUUACCGACUUAGUUUGUUUCAUUUUGCUCUCAUCAAUUGUUAUAGUUAAAAAAUAGUGAUCGAUGUUCAGUAACGUUACUAACACGAAUACCGUAUUGUGUCGGCAUGGAACUAAUACGUGGGUAAGAUUCUCCUGCAAAUGUUGCGUAGAUCAGACGGGCAUGGUUUCGUAUAAAAUCCUCUUAUACCCAGUUAAGGUCCUCUCCGAGAAGAGGUUACUAUGCCUACAAAUGUUGUGCAAUCUUCAAGUUAACAUUU